ACCCAUCUGCCCAAGAAUAGAAUUGUUCACCUUGCAUCCUCAACUAAACUUUUGGCACCCUAGUUCAUAUACUAUAUUCAUCGAAGUGGAGUAAGAGGUGAUGCUAAUCUAAUAUAAUUUAUUUAGAGGUUCACACAACUGCAAGCAUGUUUUCCUUGUCUAUGAUGGUAGGCUUGGUUCCCGUCGUGUCCCUCUUUGGUUUGUUCUACUCUGCCGCAGUGGAUGAAAACUUUCCUCAGGGCUGCACGAGUAGCAACAAUUUGUGCUUUUACAGUCUGCUGCUACCCAUCACCAUCCCUGUCUACGUCUUCUUCCACCUGUGGAGCUGGAUAGGAAUUAAGCUCUUCAGGCACAAUUAAAUUUUGAUGUGGUGUUUAACAAUGUUGUAUAAAUUAGUGACACCCUGCCCCUUGUUUGCCCUUGCUUUUAUUUGUAUUUUCGAAAUGCAAAAAUUCAGGCCAGAAUGUUACUUACAGUAAAGAUGACAUAUUCUCUUAAUGCAAUAAACUGUACCAAUAACAUCACAUUUUAACUUUCAACAAUCAAUGACUAAACUUUCCUUUAAGAUGA
Molecule: messenger RNA, 570 nt
Organism: Syngnathus acus (greater pipefish)
Lineage: Eukaryota; Metazoa; Chordata; Actinopteri; Syngnathiformes; Syngnathidae
Product: phosphatidylinositol N-acetylglucosaminyltransferase subunit Y-like
Exons: 1
Coding region: 147-359 (70 amino acids)
Source: RefSeq, a predicted model, not a curated record